Tachyglossus aculeatus (Australian echidna) is the source of this 4149-nucleotide messenger RNA. It is a transcript of the gene NADK, whose product is annotated as NAD kinase. The coding region runs from base 578 to 1708 and encodes 376 amino acids. Gene Ontology annotation, molecular function: NAD+ kinase activity. NCBI's taxonomy places the organism in Eukaryota, Metazoa, Chordata, Mammalia, Monotremata, Tachyglossidae. The record is from RefSeq and is a predicted model, not a curated record. Gene Ontology annotation, biological process: NADP+ biosynthetic process; NAD+ metabolic process. The transcript is spliced from 10 exons.
CGGAGGAGGCUGACAGCGUGCCCGGGCAGCGUCUGGUGCAGCGAGGAGAGCCCCGAGAUUGUCAGCUCUCUCCAUCUCUCCCCCUCUUUCUCACGGGGAGAGGGUCGGGGGCUUGGGAAUGAGAUGGCAGGAUUUUCAGGACGGGAGGGCUGGCCUCAGCUCAGCGUUUUCUUUCUGAGAUCAAUCACCUUCCCUUCAAAAGAACAAGGAGGAGAGGCUAAUCCAGAGUAGACAGUUUACCAGAGGGCAGACGGUCUGAGAUUUUUCUUGCAAGACUCAGACUGUCUUGAAAAAAACUUUUUGUCAUGGGGCACUAAGAGAAAGGACUGGAUUAUGUGCAAUAGAAUUAAGCCCGUGGUUUUACGUGUUUUAAUUUCAGUUGGCUCCCCUGGCUUAGUUGUGUAACCAAAUCUUAGAAAAUUACAGCGAAUUUUGGCUCAGCGGCUAAUGGGAGGGUUUGUUUUUAACUUUUGCCUACUGCCGUACAGUGAUCGCAGUGCUUUGGAGAUAGGUAGCUGUUGAGUAAAUAUUUCAAGGCUGUUCCUGGAAUUGUAUUUGAGUGAUUUUGAGAGGGGCCAUGAAGAUCUUAGAGCAUGUUAAAAGUGACUUCUCCUUUAGCAGAAGCACCUGGAAAUGGCACAUUCAGGACCCAGCAAGCCAGCGGUUGACAUGGAACAAGUCUCCAAAGAGCGUCCUCGUGAUCAAAAAGAUCCGAGACGCCAGCCUACUGCAACCUUUCAAAGAGCUGUGCGUGUACCUCAUGGAGGAGAACAACAUGAUUGUUUAUGUAGAGAAGAAAGUGUUAGAAGACCCAGCCAUCGUGAACGAUGAAAACUUCGGACCAGCGAAGAAGAAAUUUUGCACAUUCAGAGAAGAUUAUGACGACAUCUCCAAUCAAAUAGAUUUCAUCAUCUGCCUGGGAGGGGACGGGACCUUGCUCUAUGCUUCUUCUCUCUUCCAAGGCAGCGUGCCACCGGUCAUGGCGUUUCACCUCGGCUCUCUUGGAUUCCUGACCCCGUUUAACUUCGAGAACUUCCAGUCCCAAGUCACUCAGGUUAUAGAAGGCAAUGCAGCCAUCGUCCUGCGCAGCAGGCUGAAGGUGAAAGUGGUGAAGGAACUCCGAGAAAAGAAGCCCGGACUCCAGAACGGCAUCGACGAGAACGGAGUGGUGGCCACGGCCCCGGACAGGGAACCGGGCAAGCAGGUGAUGCAGUAUCAGGUCCUCAACGAAGUGGUGAUUGAUCGCGGUCCUUCAUCGUACCUUUCUAAUGUGGACGUUUAUCUGGACGGACACCUGAUCACCACGGUGCAAGGAGAUGGGGUCAUCGUCUCCACGCCCACCGGGAGCACGGCUUACGCCGCUGCCGCAGGCGCCUCCAUGAUCCAUCCCAACGUUCCUGCGAUUAUGAUCACCCCCAUCUGCCCACACUCCCUGUCCUUUCGUCCCAUCGUGGUCCCCGCCGGAGUGGAGCUCAAGAUCAUGCUGUCCCCCGAGGCCAGGAACACCGCGUGGGUUUCGUUUGAUGGGCGGAGGCGGCAGGAAAUCAGCUACGGAGACAGUAUCAGCAUCACCACCUCCUGCUACCCCCUCCCCUCCAUCUGUUUCCGCGACCCGGUGAGCGACUGGUUCGAAAGCCUAGCCGAGUGCUUGCACUGGAACGUGCGGAAGAAACAGAAUCACUUUACUGUGGAAGAGGAGGAAUUCUGAGCGCCGGUGCCCGGUGGGGCGGCCUGAUGAGCCCGACGGAGGCCAAGGGGUGGAUCCCAUCAGGCUCUCUCCCUCCCUCCUCCUUCCACCCCCGCGCUGACAGACGAGACCAACGUGUGCGUCCGUGGGUUUGUAAAUACCUGUCUAUAUCCGAUCCGCUGGUGAGCCGAUGCCGCCCGGUUUUCUGUUUGCCGGCAGUGGAGUGGGAGUGCGGGAUCUGUCCCUCUGUCCAUGAACCCAAUCCAUCGCGUUUGGUGUUUUGUGUUGACAGAGAAGCCGGCUUAGAACUGGGUUGGUCUUUCCAAGCAACGGCCACAAAUGAAUCUCUCUCCGCCCACACGCUCGAUCGCAGCCCCUGCCCCCAAAGUGGCACUUCAGAUUCGGGACCCUGGACACACGAUCUCCAGAAGCCCACUGGGCACUGUUAUCCUGUAGCAAGGGGAGGUUUCCCAUCACAUCCGUUGGUCUGUUUCCUGGCCGGAGCUGAGAGGGAAGCCCAACUCUGCUUUUGAGCGUCCCAGACGAACCUUGUUCUCUGAUGGUUCAACUCCCCCCGGCCCCCUCCCCACAGAUGUGGCCUUCAGCAGAUACGACUGGGCCUUUCCCACUCUGAGCUGGUUUCCCUCUUCCAGACCUCGGGCAGGAGAGGGUGCUUACACCUUGCCGAGGUUGAAGGGAUGCCUGCAUCGAGCCUGGGGCAUGGUGGGGUUCCCUUUAGUGGGAUGUGGGCUCAGCCUGCUCCAGCUUCCCCGUCAAUCCCCUGGCCAGACACGGGGGCCGAACCGGUGGCCGCUCAGGCCCGGCCGACCGACCGAAGGGUCUCGUCCGGUCUCAGCGGGACACGGUUGGACAAGGGGCACAUUCCAGGCCCCGCAGUGCUGCCUCCAGCCCACCUGGAGCUAUUUAAACCGCGAGAGGACUCAGAAAUGAUUCUCUCGACAUCUCUAACAUCAGUUUCCUGGUAUGUUUUGCCGUCGGCGGGUUUACAGAGGUUAGGCGGAAACGGAGUCGGUACUGUAGUCUGACCCAGCCUGCUGUUUACAUUCGUCUUCUGUCCGGGGCCGAUGCCUGAGCCAGCAGGGGUUGGGGCUGGGGGCGGCUGCAGGUUAGGGUACAGGCCGCAGGGUAGGGUGACAGGCGACUUCCUGUCCUGAGAAGUUUCACUCGGAGAUUUUUUUUGUUUUUAGUAACAAGAGUGUGAAGCCCUGAGCAGGCAGCCCUCCAGCAUCCCUUGCAGGGCUCAGACGGCCCUUGGGCAACCCACAGCAUUGGCUCCCAGCUUAAGUGAGGGGACUCUUUUUCCAUCAGAGACCCAGCUGGGAGUCCAGGCCUGGGCUCCUAGAGGCUCGAGGCUCCACGGGAUGGAAGUGCUGGUGAGCUGGAGUUCGGACUUCUCUGGGUCUGAGUGGGAGAAGAGGGGCAGGAGACCCUGCAGGCGCAUUUGCACAAACCCUGGGCCUCGUCGGAAGCUGCUUCGGGAUCCUAAGUCAGAGUUAUUGUCCUGGAGGAGCUGGGUCUUUCUCGUUCUUGCCUUGAAACGUUGCCUCUUUGACAGUCAAAAGGCAGUAAGGCGGAGUGGGGUCCAGGAAGGCCUUUGAGUUCAGCCUCCCCUCCGUUAAUCCGAGCGUCGCCGGGCCGGGCCUGAAAGCCAACACUGAGCACCAGGUGAUCCUGGCGGGGAGGUGCUCGCCUACUGAUCCCUAACCCAGGGGGAAGCCGGUAUUUGUAACGGGAAUCGGCCUUUCCAAGUUAGAGCAAGCUGGUAAUUUUCAAACGAGCAUGUUUAUAAAUUGUAACCUCAAGUCCACGUCACACGUGUGUUCAUCUUCAAGGAAUUCAAGGUCUUUGCCAGUUGAAUCGGCCGGCUGACCCGAGGCAGGCAGCCGCUCGGCUCCCUAAGGGAGGGUCGUCUUUGUCUUUGGGGUGACCCUGCCCCCGAAAGUCUUUGUCCCCCCAGGAUCGGGGAGCAUCCCUGAUUCUGAAAGUUAUCUAGCUUGGGGGCGGGGGGGGCGGUGCGUGAACUGAUAUUUAUUUUAUAUGGCUUUCCGGCGUCCUAAUCUGUUAAAAUCACACGUUACCUCUCCUGACAACAAGCUCGUAGUUCCUUUCAAGACACAUGCAGGGUCCUGCCCUGCCCGCUCACCCGCCGCUCCGAUUUAGAGUUUCAACCAGCUCUGCCCACACGCACAUGACUAGCAAGAGACUUGUGACCGUGCUUGAGGAGAAAAAUAGUUGUGGAAACUUCCAGAAAGACGAUUAAACAAGAAAACAGGCUCCGGAGCCAACUUCUCGGGACUUAACCAAGUCUAAAAGCCUCAUUUUGAACUUCCAGAAAGAAUUCCUAACGUUUCAUAUUGUCAAUACUUUGGAAAUUUGUUAAAUAUUGUUGAAAGCAUAAAGAGAAAAGAUGAGACUAUUUUCAGAGCCUUUCAAUAAACUGU